CCCAAACCACGCCUGCCACGGCUUUGUAACGCAUCCUCGAUUCUCCCACCUUUCCUCCCCCCUCCCUUUCCCCUCCCAAGUCAAUUGGGCCAGUGUUCACCAUGAUAUCUCGAGCGGCGGCUCCCUCCUCUUCCAUCGCCUCCAUCUCCUCCCGCUCCCUCCGAGCCCAGGCCCCGGCCGCCCGUUCCUUCGCGACCGUCCAGGACAACGCCCCCCCGGUCAAGCACUAUGGCGGUCUGAAGGACCAGGAUCGGAUCUUCACCAACCUCUACGGACACCAUGGAGCUGAUCUGAAGUCGGCGAUGAAGUAUGGUGACUGGCACCGGACUAAGGAUAUCGUUCUGAAGGGUCAUGACUGGCUUAUCUCUGAGCUGAAGGCCUCCGGUCUUCGUGGUCGUGGUGGUGCUGGUUUCCCCUCCGGACUGAAAUACUCCUUCAUGAACUUCAAGGACUGGGACAAGGACCCCAGACCCCGUUACCUCGUCGUCAAUGCCGAUGAGGGUGAGCCCGGAACCUGCAAGGACCGUGAAAUCAUGCGCAAAGACCCCCAGAAGCUCAUCGAAGGUUGCCUCGUCGUCGGCCGUGCCAUGAACGCAAACGCCGCUUACAUCUACAUCCGUGGUGAAUUCUACCAAGAAGCUACCGUUCUCCAGCGGGCUAUCAACGAGGCCUACGAGGCUGGCCUGAUCGGCAAGAACGCCUGCGGUACCGGCUACGACUUCGACGUCUACAUUCACCGUGGUAUGGGCGCCUACGUCUGUGGUGAGGAGACCUCCCUCAUCGAGUCCAUCGAGGGCAAGGCCGGCAAGCCCCGUCUUAAGCCCCCGUUCCCCGCUGCUGUCGGUCUCUUCGGCUGCCCCAGUACCGUCACCAACGUCGAGACUGUCGCUGUCACCCCCACCAUCAUGCGUCGUGGCGCCAGCUGGUUCUCGUCUUUCGGCCGUGAGCGCAACGCUGGUACCAAGCUGUACUGUAUCUCCGGACACGUCAACAACCCCUGCACCGUCGAGGAGGAGAUGUCCAUCUCCCUUCGCGAGCUGAUCGACCGUCACUGUGGAGGUGUUCGUGGUGGCUGGGACAACCUUCUCGCUGUCAUCCCCGGUGGAUCCUCGACUCCCGUCCUUCCCAAGUCCAUUUGUGACGAUCAGCUCAUGGACUUCGAUGCCCUGAAGGACUCCCAGAGUGGUCUCGGUACCGCUGCCGUCAUCGUCAUGGACAAGUCGACCGACAUUGUUCGCGCCAUCUCUCGUCUGUCCACCUUCUACAAGCACGAGUCUUGCGGUCAGUGCACUCCCUGCCGUGAGGGUAGCAAGUGGACCAUGCAGAUGAUGCAGCGUAUGGAGAAGGGUCAGGCCCGCGAGCGUGAGAUCGACAUGCUCCAGGAGCUGACCAAGCAGGUCGAGGGUCACACCAUCUGCGCUCUGGGUGAGGCCUUUGCCUGGCCCAUCCAGGGUCUGAUCCGUCACUUCCGCCCCGAGCUGAAGGCCCGCAUCCGGGAGUACUCGAAGGAGGUUGGUGGAAACGGACCUUACGCUGGUGGUUGGCACCCGGAGGCCCGCGCUGAGGGCAAGCUGAUCUCCCCUGGCAUGUAAUUACCAUAAACCUGUCUCAAUUCUCUUUUUUAUCUCUCUCCCUCUCUCUCUGUGUGUGUGUACGACUUCCACUAUGGGGAUAGAAUAGCUUCGCUCGCAACACCCUGCAGUUCGUCAGGUAUAGAGCAACAGGGCAAGCGAGGGAAGGAAAAGACAAAAAGAAAAGAUGAAAGGGAAAGAAAAAGAGAGAAAGGAAGAAGUUAAUCUUUGCUAAAUCUUUCUUUCUUUUCUUCUUUUUUGAUUUCCUAGAGGGAGUGUGUGUGUUCUUUUACAUUUUACCCCUUGUCUCCUCCCACCCAACCCCAUCUCAUAUUUUCCUUUUUAUAUCUUACGUGUCGUGUUAGGUUCUCGAUCAUGUACAGUCCUGGUAGCAAUUGAACUUUUUCUUUGGUUUAA
Molecule: messenger RNA, 1988 nt
Organism: Aspergillus neoniger CBS 115656
Lineage: Eukaryota; Fungi; Ascomycota; Eurotiomycetes; Eurotiales; Aspergillaceae
Product: NADH-quinone oxidoreductase subunit NuoF
Exons: 3
Coding region: 102-1592 (496 amino acids)
Molecular function (GO): 4 iron, 4 sulfur cluster binding; FMN binding; NADH dehydrogenase (ubiquinone) activity
Source: RefSeq, a predicted model, not a curated record